AUGGAGAUGGUAGGCAGUGGCGGUGGUGACUGGUUGAUUGCAGUGGUGGUAUUGGUUGAUUGCAGUGGUUGUGUCAUUCUCAAUCUUGUAAUCGGAGCACAAAGUGAUAGAGAAAGCCAUAGAGGACGAGUACUGGAGCAGGAAAGGCAGUGUCCAGGGCCAAAACUAAAAGUUGCAGGUGAGGUAAUUGGUCCUUUGCUUGCUGUGUUCCUUGCUAUCGCAUCAUAUUGGAUUUAUAGAUCAAUCAAACUGAAAAAAGAGACUGAAUUAAAAAUUGAGCAAUUCUUGGUGGAUUACAAGGCACUCAAGCUAACAAGAUAUUCUCAGUGGUAUCCAGUUGAGCGACCCUCCAUGAAAGUAGUAAUUCAAAUGCUUGAAUCAGAAGAAACUGCUUCCAUGCCACGUAACCCAUUUACUUCCACGAAUGGAACGCAGAAUGCAACAAAUGCACGUGGAAGAAUAUUCAGCAGCGAACUUGAAAUCAUUUCAGAAUCCGAGUGA
Messenger RNA from Fraxinus pennsylvanica, 501 nucleotides. NCBI's taxonomy places the organism in Eukaryota, Viridiplantae, Streptophyta, Magnoliopsida, Lamiales, Oleaceae. The record is from the annotation of a GenBank genome assembly.